Molecule: messenger RNA, 527 nt
Organism: Phlebotomus argentipes
Lineage: Eukaryota; Metazoa; Arthropoda; Insecta; Diptera; Psychodidae
Gene: baf
Product: barrier-to-autointegration factor B
Exons: 2
Coding region: 133-405 (90 amino acids)
Molecular function (GO): DNA binding
Source: RefSeq, a predicted model, not a curated record
GUUUAUUCAAACAACUCUGUGUGUGAUUCAUCGGCAUUUCUGGCUUCUCCUGCUCGAGAUCUUCGACAAAUCCACAAGAGCACAGUCUCAAGAGGCAUAGCAGAUUCCACAGAAGGACGAGAGUGAGUGAAGAUGUCCAGCACUUCGCAGAAGCACAGGAAUUUCGUGGCGGAGCCCAUGGGCGAGAAGCCCGUGACGGAUCUGGCGGGCGUCGGUGAUGUCCUGGGCAAGCGCUUGGAGGACAAAGGAUUCGACAAGGCCUACACAGUUCUGGGGCAAUAUCUGGUGCUGAAGAAGGACUCUGAGCUGUUCAAGGAGUGGAUGAAGGACAUCUGCAACGCCAACGCCAAGCAAGCCGCCGAUUGCUAUCAGUGCCUCAACGAAUGGUGCGGAGAAUUCUUGUAAUCGCCUUUUUUUGUAUUCUGACAUUCUGUAAAGUUUUUCUCUUCCCCUGAAAUCUCCAUGUAUUUUCACACAAAAUUGACGCGCACUGUUGAUGAAAAAAAUGUAAAUUUGUUUUUUUUAAA